Rhopilema esculentum is the source of this 7302-nucleotide messenger RNA. The record is from RefSeq and is a predicted model, not a curated record. Lineage: Eukaryota; Metazoa; Cnidaria; Scyphozoa; Rhizostomeae; Rhizostomatidae.
ACAAACCUUGUUUUGGAUCCAAAGUUUUAAGAUACAACAACGCUUCAAUUCUCAAACGUUUGAAAAGAAUUAUCAAUCUUUUGGUGAUAUAGAUCACUGAUUAGUUAAUCAAAGUCAACCAAAAGAAUAUGAUUAACGUAUUGUAACAAGCUUGUCAUGGACAUCCUUCAUAAUCUUGGUGCGCCAAUAAUCUAGAAAGUCAUUCAUGUCAAAGGGUCGAGAAUACUUUAACAAGUUGCAGCACGUUUCCUGGUUAUAACUUCGAGUUUGAACUCGAAGCAGUACUUUAUAACUGUCCUGUACCUAUUAUGAGUAAGAUCAAAGAAUAAGUUGCAGCAUGGUGCUCAACUCAUGCGUGUCUAGUAGCUUUUAGACUGAAGUAGCUUCUCAGUCCAUCGAGGGUGUAACAAAACUUCUUUCGUUACCGUACUUAGCAAGCAAUACAACCAUGCAGUCAAUGAUACCAUUGAAUGAUCAAUUUCAUCUGGCAACAAUGGUGACAAUUUGUACCGUUGGAGCAAAUGAGUACAUAAGUGAUGACACAUAAUUUAUUGGAUAACUUUGAAAAGAAUAUCCUUAUAUGAAGAUUUAUGUUAAAAAAGCAAAAGAAACUUGUAACAUCAAUUUGCUCACAGCAGUUUCAACCUAAAACAUAUCAAUAUUUCUGGGAAAUGCAAGAAAAACAAAACAUGGUAAUAGGUGACAAAAAGCUUAAGUAUGCUUUAGGUAGCUUUUUAGCAAUCGAAAUGUUCUCCUCCAUGAAAAAAGUAUUUUCACAAAUUAGCUGUUCUAUACUGUUCUAAGCUAUUCUUGGUUUAAGCACGUAAUUAAAAGGAAUGACCAAGGGCCGUAUAACAUUAACCUCUGCUCCUCAAUAAGAAGAAAAUAGCAACAAGGAUUGGAAGAAUGCCACAGUUAUAACUAAUUCUUUCCAUCUUCAAAAUGGUUGUAUCACUCAUUAAACUUCAUUAGAAACCUCAGAAAAUCGGAAAGAGAUUCAUGCCAACCCACAACAUGCAUGUCAAUCUGUAAAUAUCAUCAUUUGAAUCAAUAAGCAUUGCAAGUACCCUGAUUGAUGCUAAAUAUCAACAACCAAAUCCUAUUAUUAGUUCAAAUGGACUUUAACUACGCUAUUGAUUAUGACCUUAGAAAACCAGUUCUUCCUCAGUUAUUCUUGCUUAAGUUAAAGACUCAUUGAUAACAAUGAACCAUUCAAUACUCGCAAGCAUCCCAUAAUGCAUUUUUAGACAUUCUGAAAUCAAUUUUGGUUAAUCCGUAGAAGUUUUCUGCCAUUUUUGGAUCAUCGCCACGCUCGCAAAGGCCGAUUGUUAGCAAUGAGUCUUUAAAAACGACAUAGAGUUUUAAUAAUUGAAUGAAUUCCUUUUCCGUUCACUUUUUAAUGAGGAUAUGCAUCAAUGAAUGGCAUAAAGGCAAGUGAAAUAAAAUCAAAGACAUCUUCUUGAUUAAAUCAGUAAUCUCAAUAAAUGAAGUUUGUAGUGACGGGUAAAUGAUUGCUUAACAUCUAAGAAUCAACAACGUUGAUAUCUCAUCGAUAUUUGACUUUUGAUAAGACCAAGGAGAUCAUACAUUCAUGAUGUCUAUUUGAAAGGAAGCAUCAGGUGUUUGACUGAUGGGAAACUUUGAGUAUGAAGCCUUCCAGAAUUGUCUUCAGCAUCCUUUUCAGCUAUUACUUCACAUUUACUCAUCCUUUUCAUGAACCAUUUCCUUACUUGUUUAUCAUCAGCAAGAAAGGGAGACUUUGUUUUAAGCCAGACACUUUGGGAAAUGAUCUUCAACUAACUGUAACCGGAUGUUGCCGUACCUCGGCUAGACCUAAAUUUGAAAAUAAUCAGAUUUCGUUCUACAAUGCUUAUUAUUGCUAUGGUGGAUCAAUCUCAGAUGGCAGCAAAUUGCAGAUAGCUUCAGGAUCUUGUGCUACCAUUACAAAUGGAACUACUGGAUUUCUGCAGGUAGAAUCCAGUUCUUCAAUAUAUUGCUUAAGCGAGGUGGAAAAUUCGCCAACUCUCAGAGCAUCAUGCGGCACACCAGAAUAUAAAUUCAUGGCAAACGGAACAUGCCCUGUUUCAAAAUACAAUUCCCAUCUUGUUUUUGACAUAACAAAGAUUGUAUCAAUAUCAGAUGGCUUUGUCGUCAACAAUGAUGGUAGCAAGAUCACUCUCAUAAACUCUCCAACGUCCUCGACAGCGUUUAAAUGGUAUUCCAAUAAACAACUGUUUGCUGUUAUCAAUGGAUUAGAAAAAUGCCUUGGAAUUGACGAUGCAGACAAGCUAGAAGAUUUGAAUGAACGAGAUAUUCUUUUGUCAGUUGGUUGUCAAGGAAUGGAAUUUAAGUUAAGAAGUGAUACAAAAAUAGAACUCCUUCACACUGACUAUUGCUGGCAUAAUGAAGGCAACAGUCUGAAACUCAGACAGUGCAGUAUUGCAAGAGGUUGGAGCUUAUCUACCAUUCCAAUUCCACAAACAUCAACUGUAGUAACCAUGUCAACUGCAAGUUCAAGUAUUCAUACGUCUCAAGUAUCACCCGUCACAUCGACAUCAUCCGUUGUCUCAACAUCAUCCGUGGUCUCGACAUCAUCCGUGGUCUCGACAUCAUUCGUGGUCUCGACAUCAUCCGUGGUCUCGACAUCAUUCGUGGUCUCGACAUCAUUCGUCGUCCAAAGCUCAUCUAUCGUCUUCACUUCAUCUGCCGUCUCGACCUCAUCCGCCUCGACAUUAUCCGUAGUCUCGACCUCAUCUAGAAGCUUGAACGCGCAAGUCAAUCCCUCAGUGACAACUGCUUUCAGUUUUGCUACCAAGCAAAGGACACCGCUCCUUACUGCGUCAUCACUAAACUACAGAAAUGUUUUGCUUACACCAAGUACAAGACACCUGGCAAGCACACUGCCACAAAAUAUAGCUGAAAACAAGGCGUCCAGUGAUAUUAAUUCUAUGACACAGUCAAGCUUGGAUCCAGGAGGCAUCUCCAGCUUGUCAUUUAAUUCAAGGUCCCGCUACAAACUGUGGCCGAAGCCAUCCAAAAGCGUUUAUAUUUGGUCAACGACAGUUGUUGAGGCAAGAGGGACAGUCAAUCAUGGAAUGCAUCUUGCAGAGCCUGGACAGCAAUGUGAAGAAUUUUGCAGGUCAAAAGGAAUGUUUUGCUCAAAACGUGUUGAUACAGGAAACAGAGAGGAUGCUUUUGUAAGCAAUGGAGUGACAUGCAAAGGAAAAACAGGACACAAGUCAUGGCGAUAUGCAUACGAUCCAUGUUACAAUGUUACCGAUGGUGAAUGUUAUGGCUACAUUGACGUGAAUGAUACAAUAUCAUGUACAAUUGAAGGGUUUAACAACAUGCAAAUUAGAAGACUCUGCAGAUGUGUCGCAUCUGCUGAUGAAGACAAUUUCGGUUCAUGGUUGCCUUGGUCAAAAUGUACAGCAUUAUGCAACACAGGGAAGCAAGAAAGACAAAGAAUAUGCAAUGAACUUCCAUGUAAUGCAGAAAGUCUUCAAACUAGAGAAUGCAACACUCAGCCCUGCCCUGUUAAUGGUGGAUUCUCUGAUUGGUCGGUUUGGUCCGGAUGCAGCAAGUCUUGUGGCGGAGGGAACAAGAGCCGCACUCGGUCAUGCAAUAACCCGGUUCCUAAACACGAUGGAUUAGACUGCUUUGGUGAUAAGCUACAAAGCGCAGUGUGCAAUGUUCUUUACUGUCCGGUUGACGGUGAAUGGACAAAAUGGACAGAAUGGUCAGCCUGUGACAAGCCUUGCAAUGGUGGUUGGUAUAGGAGAUGGAGAUAUUGUACCAACCCUGCUCCACUUCAUAGGGGACGAAGCUGUGUUGGCGAUUCACAAGAAAAAGUUCCUUGUAAUCCACAUACUUGCCCAGAUGAAAACAUCACGCUGUCCGAUAUUCGGUUUGACAGAGUAUGGGAAGAGCAGUUGGAUAUUCCUGGCUCACAGGAUUAUCAAGAGUUCUACAAUUUAUUGAAUCAAAAUAUACAAACCAUAUACCAAGGAGAAAGCUUUAAUAACUCUUUUCUGAGUUGCUCUAUACAGAAUUUGAGGAGAGGAAGCAUUGUGGCAACAUUCACUCUGUAUUUCACUGGUCUAGACUCCUUCCAGAUGCUUUUGUUGCAAGAUGCGGUAGAAGAAGACAAAUACCUUGGCAAGCUUAAGAUAAUAAGCUCCAAUAAUUCAUUUGCAUCUAAACUUGUUCCAUCUGCUUCUCCAAUCAACUUUGCGUUGAGUGCUCCAGAACCUAACAUGGUCAUAGCAAAGUGGGAACAAGUUCCAACGAACCACCGCAAUGGAAACAUAACUGGCUACAUACUGUUUUACAAAGAAAAGCUCCUAAGAUCAGAGCACUACCAAAACAUUGCAACUACAAACCUUACAGUGACGUUAAGAGGCCUUCUGUCAUACACCGAAUACAUGUUUCGUGUCCUCGCUUACAACGAAAACGGAAAUGGACUGGCGAGUGAUGCAAUGACGAUUUACACGCAAGAUUCAGUACCAAGUACACCUCCACAGAAUGUUCAAGCAAUUGCAAAUUCACCGUUCACUGCUAUCGUAAACUGGGAGAACCUCAAACAAAAUCAAUGGAAUGGCAAUCCAGUUGGCACACUAAUAAUUUACGUUGACUUUGAAGGACACAAAGCCAAUCAAACUAUCCCUUUUCCAGAGUCUUUUGCCAAGAUAGGAGAUCUUCAUCCGAUGACAGCUUACUUGAUUGACGUAUGCGCAGUGACAAGUAAAGGAGCUGGACCUUGUGAAAGAGUUCAAGCAACCACACUUGCAACUCCACCAACCAGAUCCCCAAGUAACAUAAUGAUUGCAAGUUUGAUGAGCCACAAUUCAAUCCAAGUAUCAUGGCAAAGACUCAGCUCUGAAUAUGUUUAUGGAGAUUUAAAAGGAUACAAGGUCAUCUAUCGAUUAGUGAAACUAGGAGGCAAUGUCAUUGCUACUUCAAAGAAAGAGACUAAAAUCAUCCAUCCUUCUUUGACUCAAGCCACUUUAUCUGAAUUGCAACCAAAUGCACAGUAUAGUGUCAACGUUCUUGCAUACAAUCAGCAUGGAGAUGGAAAAAUGUCGGAGACAUUUACUGGAGAUACAUGUCCCUGUCCCGAGACUAUCUAUACAAAUUUUGCUGCAAGUGCUCCAUACAUAUAUAGAGACAAAGAUGGAGAGAUUGAAGGACUUAUUGCCAAUAUCCUAAAGAACAUGACGUCCUCUGUCUGUGGAACAUGUAAACGAGCGCCGAUAAGUGUUUUGAGUUUUAAAAGCAAUGGAAAGAAUGGCUGGGCAGAGAAAAGAUCAAUUAAGGAGAUGAAGAUGGACAUUGAUGAUUAUGUUCAUAUGAGUUUUCCUAUUUUCGGCAACAGCGAGCUGGAUCUGUACAAUGGAUACGCUUUUGUUCCUCUCUUCAGCCAUCCUGGCGUAAUAUACUUCAUUAUCAAAGAUUCCCUGGCUGCACAAAUUCGAGGAAUGAUACUAAAUGUUCUAAACACCUGGCCAAUAUUCUUAAUCAACAUGCUAUUAAUCAUCCUGUCAGGAUUUUGCAUAUGGAGCUGUGAUUACAAACACAAUUCUGAUGAAAUUCCACCUAGUUUUAUCAGUGGAGUUGCAAAUGGAAUAUACUGGUCGUAUGUAACCAUGGGAACACAUGGAUAUGGUGACAUCACCCCGAAAGGUAUCUUGGCCCGACUAUAUGCAGUUGUAUGGAUUCUUAUCGGGAUUGUUAAUCUUGGCAUUCUUACUGGUGCCUUGACCACAGCCAUGACUGUCUCGCAAGUUUAUGAUAGCUCUAUGAUUUACGAUGUUGAGAUAGCUGCUGUGCAAGACUCCGAGGCAUACAAAAUUGGAUUAAAUCGAAAUGGGAAGAUGAAUAAAAAAAAUCAAUACAAGACAAUAGAAGAAGUGUCAUCUGCCUUAAAGAGGAGAGAAGUGAGAGGUGCUUUGGUUGAUGUUUACUCAGCAGCAAUGCGUAGUGACCUGUUCGACCACCCUGACAUUGUCGCCAAGAAGAAAAUUGUGUAUCCUAAUGCAUAUGGGCUUGUUUUCGCUGGUGAAUUAAAGAAUGCUGCUUCUGCGUUCAGGGAUUAUCUCAAUGUUAACGCUAAAGUAUUUCUUGAUGGCAUGCAGAAAAAAGCAGCUGGAUUACAGGUGCAAAAGGAGAGUGGCGAGACAGUUUCACCCUUCGAUCCCAAGUCAAAAACACUCCACCGCACUUUUACAAUACUCUUUGUCAUAUUUUCAAUCAGUUUUCUGUGUGGGUUGUUGUUCAAUGUGUACAGAUCGAAUCGGAAAAAAAGAGUCGUCUCAGCAGAAGGACCAUACCAAGAAUUGAAACAUUUGGAAAGAUCAUCGGAAGAUAUUAUAGAUGGGUUUGAAACUUCUUCAAGAAAGAAAUUGGACACACUUCUAGACUUCCAUUUAAAAGAAAGAGUGGUUAUGAUAAAGAAAAUGCGAAAAACAGGAUCAUUAUCAGAGGAAAGAUUUGAAACAAAACAGGAAAUGGAGAAUAAUGACAUGACUAACAGAGAAGGAAAUCAACAAAAUGAGCCCAAAUGCUUACUUGCCGAUGUAGAUGAAGUCUAGUAAUAUUUUUGUAGCAAAAUAUCUUUAUCAAGGCUAACACAUCUCACAGCGUAGUAGUACUAGGGCCUACAAGAAUAUCAACUUGAAAAUACCAUCGUGUAUUGUUCAAUAUGCUUUUGGUAGAUAAGUCUUGGAUCAGGGCUUUGGAAUAAAAAUGCUAAGAAACAGUUAUAUUGUUUCUAGAAUCAUAGAUCUUAGCAAAAUUUUAACGUCCAUAGAUCAUCCUGUGAAAAUAAUUUUAGGGUUACAAUUAUUUUAAUUUUGAUGUAACAAACUUUCUCAAAGCACAGUAAAACUGAAAAAAAAUGAAAUGGUGCAAAUGAAUGCUAACUAAUGCUAAUGUAUGCUAAUGUAUUCUGGUGUUAUCACAACUUCUUUCAUCCUUUUGUUUGUCUUUGUGAUAAAGAAAACUUUAGUUUGAGAUUGUUGCCAGUAUUCACACUUGUAUUAUCAAAUUAUUGCAAUUUCAUAUUUGGAAUGUAGACAAGUAAGCAGUUUAGACCAACUGAUACUAUCGUAACUUUCAGUAGAAGGAAAUUUUUUAAUUGUUGGCAAGAGAUCAAAGCAUAGCGACAAAUUUGAGAAGAAUUGCAUAUCAACAUCACUAAAAAGCAAAAGUGAGAAGAAAUGUGAAUGAAACAGAUUAAAGGCAUUGAGUCAUGGUAAAUAGGCCUUCUCUAUAGGGGAUCAUUUAGUUUCGGCGUGAUCGCUG